Messenger RNA from Mytilus trossulus (common blue mussel), 2628 nucleotides. RefSeq lists its product as uncharacterized. The transcript is spliced from 3 exons. Gene Ontology annotation, molecular function: transmembrane signaling receptor activity. The coding region runs from base 1 to 2628 and encodes 875 amino acids. The record is from RefSeq and is a predicted model, not a curated record. Gene Ontology annotation, biological process: cell surface receptor signaling pathway. Lineage: Eukaryota; Metazoa; Mollusca; Bivalvia; Mytilida; Mytilidae. Gene Ontology annotation, cellular component: membrane.
AUGGUACAAGUCACUGGUACUGGCGUGUCCGGAAAUAAUGUAAACGGCACAACAACGUCUGAUACAACAUCUAGAAGUAUAUCACAAGUCAAUGAUGCUGACGUAUCCAGAAAUACUGCAAACGAAACAACAACGUCUAAUACAACAUCUAGAAGUAUAUCGCAGGUCACUGGAACAGACGUGUUCUGGAAUAAACUAUUUCCUUUAGAGAUAACAACCCAGUCAGAUCAACCAACGUUUACCUACCCGAACAUUUUGGAAGAUGAAUGUUUUUCAUUCGGUGGUUGUAAAUUACCAGAAUAUUUAAUUGAUUCGUACUGCUACUGUGAUGACAAAUGUAACUAUUACAAAGAUUGUUGUGCGAAACACAAUUUGACCACGAACAUUGUUCUAGAUAGAUAUAAGUGUAUACAAAUAAAUACCCAGAAAAACACAAAAAAAGGAGUUCAGACAAUAUCGAUGUGUUCUUUGAAAUAUCACAAUAAUAACAUAACAGAAAAAUGUCUGGAAAACAAUAUGAUAGAAAAUGGUCCACCUGUUGUCGACUAUAAGAACGUUGAUAUUUUCAAAAAUAUGUACUGUGCAAUCUGUAAUAAUGUUCAUGACUAUAUUCCCUUUGAUUUAAAAUUUUACAAUGCAAAAAGUAUUGCCGAGGAAAUGGACCAAUUUCAAAAUUUAACAAAAAAGUCAAAGCUGAUUUUAUUGUUCGCAGAUGCUGAUUUCGAACUCAUACCACCUCCGGGUGUUGAAGUAAGGACAUGUGUAGCAGAAAUGAUAGUAAAUAAUCAUCCUCUUUGUAAGAAGUAUGUCAAUCCAAUAGUGAAAAUGGAUGGAAGACGUUUUGAUGUAUACAGGAACUCUUUUUGUAUAUCAAGAAAUGAAAGACAACAUGAGUUUUAUUGUUUCAAACCUCUCUUGAAUUCUAUGUGGCAAACUAAUGAAGUACGCAGUUUGUCUGUCAUUUUCUCCUUCAGAGAACCAAAGUCAUAUGUAGAUGAUGUUAACUUCUGCAAAGAAUGGUCUAUAGAGGAUGGAAGUGUGACCAGAGGUUUUUACCCAGAUGCUACAACAUCUACUGUUGAACUUGUGGUUGUAAACGAAUUUUCUAAAGUAGUUGAACUAGGUUCUGUAGGAAUUAAUAGACUGGAGAUGGUGUCAUAUGCUUUCUCUAGAACUGUUCUAAGUAGAACUGUUGAGAGAAGUGGCAUGUGCUCACAUUUAGAAACAUAUCUCAAUUUCGAUAUACAUCUGGUCUAUUAUGUGAUAUCGACAAAGAAUCAUACAGACAAGGAGCUAAUCAGAAUAGGACUUGUAUCAGUUUUGCCACUUUCCGUUUCAAACUUUACCCAAUUUAUAGGACGAUUAGUAAUAAAAGCAAGUGAAAGUAAAACGAUGCUUAAAGUUGACGUAACCUUGAAAGUUCUGAAGAAGGCAUUCCAUCAUGAAAAACGUUUAAUUGAAAACUCAUUGUAUGAAUGGAAGACAAAUAUCAUUAUCAGAGGAAAUGCAACGGAGUCCAUUAUUCAGAUAGAAAACAGAAAAGAUAUUUUAAGUACGGGAAAUGAAUUAGUUCAAUUUUAUUCACUAUAUUUGAUAAAAUUUGUGCACGUUGAACCUUAUUCUUUAUUUUUAAGUAGUUUGGACGAUAAUGAUAUUCAUACUGAAGCCAAUAUUGACAAAUUUUGUUUAGAUCAACAAGUUACUGUGGAUGUCAUGCCUGAUGGAUCAUUUAACAUUGAUGCAGAUAAUGUUCGUUGUCACAUUACCCAUGAUAUUGGUAAUGGCAAGAUCUCUUCAAAUUGGUCAGUUUCAGCAAUUAUGACGUAUAUUUGUUUCUCAGUGUCCAUUAUCUCAUUAGUCGUUUUGAUAGUUUUUAAUAGGAAACAAGAUUUUUAUGCGAGCAUUCCAGGCUCAAAUUUAGAGAACCUGUCCAUAUCACUUUUACUAUCAAAUCUGUUGUUCACACUUGGUAUUGGAGCAUCAAGUAUUCCUGGACUAUGCUAUGUUGUCGGCGUAACACUCCAUUUUCUAUGGUUGACCGUUUUUGCAUUUAUGUCGAUUGCAGUUGUUUAUAUUAUGUCUAACCUUUUAGCAAUAAAAUCUCGGAGAGAAGUACCAAAACGAGACCUUGUACGCAAACGGCGCCAUAUAACUGUUAUUGGAAUUCUAAUCCCUUUACUGAUUGUUGUACCAGGAAUUGUAAUUGAUCAAACUGGCCCAGAGUAUUGGUCACUAGGAUAUGGUGGUGCAGUGUGCUUUCCAAAUCGGUAUCCUUCAAAUGUAGUUUUAUUUUCGGGGCCCGCGGUUUUGUCAGUGGGGAUAGAUUUUGUUUGUCUAACAUACAUUAUUUCCCAGAUGUGUAGGGUACGAUUGGAGUUGAGACACAUACGCAAACUGAAUUUAUACAAAGAUGCGCAGAUUUACCUAAGAAUUGUUGCCUUGUCGGGAGUUUUUUGGACAACCGGAAUCAUUGCUGCAAUCUAUGAGAUGCAGUGGUUAGACGUAUUGUUUACAAUUCUUUGUGGGCUGCAAGGGUUCUUUGUUGCUGUUGCUAAUAUAAACACAAGUCGUGUGCAGAAUCUGAAGUCGGGACCAAUACAAAGGAAAACAACAGAUACAAAAACAUAA